AGACGUAUUCCGCAAUCGAGCGAUUAGUACCUCGUUCUCUGGGGAGCUUUUCACGCCCAGCUUAGUUGCUCCGGACACUAUAUCACUCAUCGCUGGUCGGUUGUCAGUGCAGGCUGGGCUGCCGCAGCCAUCUCCUACACCGUUAAAAUGGCAGCCCAUGUGGAAGUCGUUUCGACGGAUCUCAGGCGUGUCAAGGUCAAGGUCACGCCGGGGACGCACCUUGUCGAUGUUCUAGGCGAGGCCUGCAAGAAGCUGAACCUGAAGAGCGACAAGUAUGAGCUCAAGCACAAACAGAAGCUGGUUGACUUGACCGGCCCAUUCCGAACAUCAGGACUCGGCCCCGGCGCCAAGCUCGAGCUUGUCCAUAAGUCCAAGAGCGCCUCAGUGGUCUCUAUCGCCUUAGACAUAAACGGGCGGCGCUAUACCAAGAAACUUCCCAGCGACAUGACGUUGUGGAAAGUAAUGCGGCAAUUUGAGAGCACGGAAACUGGCCUCAACAUCACGGGAAGGGCCGUCCCCGUGGGCACUAACACUGGCCAGCUGUACUAUGAAGCCCCCGUCGUGAACAUCAUGGGCAGAGAGUACUCGGCCAUGGAGGACCUGCAGAAGACGUUGUCGCAGUGCGGUAUUAGCUCCGGCAGCAUCGCUCUCCGAGUCUCUUUUAGGCUCAGCGAGAGGACGCUAUCCGACGCGAUGCAGGAGAUCAGCAAAUAUCUCACCGAUGUCGAACCAGAGCAACCAAGACCGGAAAGAAACGAAGAAUCUGCGGUGGCUCCAGCCCUGGCCGCCGAGGAACAAAAAACUGAGGAUGUCUCCAUGGAUGAAACUCCGGCGCCUGAGGCCAUCCCACAACCGGGCGCGGAGGCCGCCGUCCCGGCUCCCCCGAAAGAUGCUGGUACCGCCGCUCCCACGGAUGUCGACGGACCUGCCGCACCUACCGCAGACCCUCUACAGCCCACCGGUGUCUUCUCCGCACCGACCUCCUCCACCCCCGCCGCCGCCCGCAGCCACGAAGACGACUCGGUUUACGAGCCCACAAUCGCCCACGCGCAACUCCGCCAGCAGCACCUCCAGCAGCAGUCGCAGAACACGCGACUCAAGUCCGACGCGGAACUCGCCGCCGAAGCAGCCGAGGAAGCCGCCAAGCUCGCCGCCAUCACUAAGGUCGAAGUCAAGAUCCGGUUCCCCGACCAGACCUCGGCCGUCUGGACCGUCACGCCCGACCAGACCGGCGCCUUCCUCUACCAGGCCGUCCGCGGCGUCAUGGCCCACCCGGCCCAGCCCUUCAAGCUCAUCCUGCCCGGCCCGAAGACGGUGAUCCGGGAGGACGACCGGAAGCUGAUCGCCGGGUACCGCCUCAAGGGCCGCGAAAUGCUGCACCUGCUCUGGGACGACUCGGUCGCGGCCGCGGCGCGGAGGGAGCCCUUCCUGAAGGGCAGCGUGGCGAGCAGGGCGCGGGAGGUCGUGGUGCCGGAGAUUCCGCAGGGGAGUACGGAUGAGGAGGAGGAGGAAGGGGGCGCGGCUGCCGGGCCGAGCAGGCCGGCGCAGCUUGAGAGGGGGAAGGGCGGCGGCAGUGGGUUGGACCCGGAUGCAAUGAAGAAGAAGCUUGGGAAGUUCCUGGGGCUGAGGAAGAAAUGAAUGUUUGGGGGGUGCGGUUGCUGGGAGCGCCGAAAAGACGCCGGCUGAGUGUUUGAUGCAGGAGCCGGUUGCGGUUCGGCCGGGCACGUUUAUUGUAUCGGUUUCCCCGUGAUGAGUUGCAUUGUGUGGCGUUGGGUGAACGA
Messenger RNA from Thermothielavioides terrestris NRRL 8126, 1781 nucleotides. RefSeq lists its product as uncharacterized. The record is from RefSeq and is a predicted model, not a curated record. Lineage: Eukaryota; Fungi; Ascomycota; Sordariomycetes; Sordariales; Chaetomiaceae. The transcript is spliced from 2 exons. The coding region runs from base 148 to 1638 and encodes 496 amino acids.